AAGAGGAAUGAUAACACAAGGGAUUUUUAAGAAAGGGAGAUGAAUGUUUGGGGCGAAGAAGAUGAUGUUUGGAAGUUGAGUUACGAUGAGUACUCAAAGAAGAUACUUUAAACUUCCUAAGAGGAUAAACUCCACCAGUAUGUCAAAAAUACCUAUUGAAAAGCCAAAAACGAGCUUAAUCAGAUCUUUCGGAACCAAUUUGGCUGCAGAGAAGCCUCUCAGAUCGACCACAAUUAGCUUUACCAAGGAAUGUACACAGAAGUUUGAAUACGCAAAUGCAGCAUCCCGGAAUCAUCUCGUAACAGGAUAUCCAAGACUGAUCUCCUCUAUUUUCGAUAAAAUUUCCGAGCAUUUUGACAUUGAGCCUACUGAAAUAGAAGGCGCUAGGAUAAAAAUCCUAUGAAAUCCAGCAGAGAGUGAGGCAAGUUCAGACGAUAUUGUGAGUUUGGCUCCAAAAGAGAGUCGACUCCUCGGAACCACUUUGUUUCUCUCAUCAACCAAAGCAAAUGCUACAGCCCAGAUGAUUUAUUGUGGGGAAAAUUUCGAAGAUGAUCCUUCAACUGCAGAUUUGUCUCUCAAUGAAAUUUCUGAAAUAUUCUCCCAAACCUUUGCUCUGAAAGCUUCAAGAACAGUUAUAAUAAACGCAUGAGUUGCAGGAAGAGACAGGAUUGACCAAAUAGCUAUGAAGCACAUCCUAGGAGAGGAUAGCCCCCAUUGUAUGUACAUAUCUGUUUUCGGUGAGCCAGCCAAAAUAACUGAAAGCAUCUAUAAUUUUUCAGAUCUAAUCAAAUAGUCUAUCUUGAU
This is a messenger RNA of Moneuplotes crassus, 804 nucleotides long. NCBI's taxonomy places the organism in Eukaryota, Ciliophora, Spirotrichea, Euplotida, Euplotidae. The record is from the annotation of a GenBank genome assembly.